This is a messenger RNA of Erigeron canadensis, 1461 nucleotides long. Its product is annotated as disease resistance protein RUN1-like. The transcript is spliced from 2 exons. The record is from RefSeq and is a predicted model, not a curated record. Gene Ontology annotation, molecular function: ADP binding. Lineage: Eukaryota; Viridiplantae; Streptophyta; Magnoliopsida; Asterales; Asteraceae. Gene Ontology annotation, biological process: defense response; signal transduction. Bases 1 to 1461 code for a protein of 486 amino acids.
AUGGCUUCCACUUCUUCCAAUACAUCCCCAGUUCCUAACAAUAAAGUUUGCAGAUAUGAUGUGUUUCUAAGUUUUCGAGGCGAAACUCGUUUCACUAUUACCGAUCAUCUCUAUGUUGCAUUACAAGAUGCAGGACUUAUCACUUUUAGGGAUAAUGAUGACAUUGGCAGAGGUGAAGAUCUGCAGCCAGAAAUUGAGAGAGGAAUUAGAGAAUCAAGAGCAUCAAUUGUUGUACUAUCUGAAAAGUAUGCAAAUUCUAGAUGGUGUCUUGACGAGCUAUGUUUGAUCCUUGAGCAAGCAAAUAAGCGAAGACAUUUUGUUUUACCGAUUUUUUAUAAGGUUGAUCCCUCACAUGUUAGGAAUCAAGAGGGAAGUUUCGAAAUAAAGGUGAAAUGCAAUACAAAGUGGACACAAGGUAACGUUGAAAGGUGGAAGGCAGCCCUCAAGAAGGUAGGUAAUAUGGCUGGCGAAGUUGCAAUUGGGCCUGAAACGAAAUUUUUGAAAAAAGUUGUUCACAUCAUUGAGAAAAGGCUUGAUCUCAAAGAAGUUUAUCGUAAAGCCAAUCUAGUAGGAAUGGAUACUUGGCGUAAGGAGAUCGAUUAUUGGUUAGAAAAAUCCAAUGCCCAAAUACUAGCAGUUUGGGGAAUGGCAGGAAUUGGUAAGACGACUUUGGCCAGGCACACUGUCUACUCUAAUUGGGAAAGUUUUGUAAGCAUCAGCAUAUUGGAGGACAUUGGUAGUAAAUCAACAAAACAAUUGCAUAAGCUACAACAAAAGCUUCUUGAAGAUAUCUUACAGGGCAAGAAGAGAAAAAUCCCCAGUGUUUGGCAAGGUACGAGUAAGAUCGAAAAUGCCCUAAAAACAGAAAAGGCACUCAUUGUGCUUGAUAACAUUGUCGAACCGAGCCAAUUGUUUGCCUUAAUUGGAACUGGAGUUAAAACACAAUGCAAGAUUAUAAUAACAACAAGGAAAAGUAAUCCAAAUAAAUGGUUUGAGUCUGCAGCUCGGUGGUGUCAGGAACUCGAAAUGAAAUCGCUUGAUAAGAAUGAUUCACUGGAGCUGUUAAGUCGUCAUGCUUUUAGAUCCCAAUAUCUGACCGAUGGUUAUGACCGUCUUGUAGAGAAGGCACUAUGGUAUUGUGAAGGAAAUCCACUUGCUCUUGAAGUAUUGGGUUCCUCCCUAUCUCAGAAUAACAGGCAACUUUGGGAAAGUAGAUUGAAUUCGUUUGAAAAAGAGCUUCAUGCUAGAAUUCAUAGUGUACUGAUAGGGAGCUAUGAGUCCUUGCCACUUGACUCAGAUAGAGAAUCGUUUUUGCAUAUUGCUUGUUUCUUUGUUGGCAUAGACAUAGAUUAUGUAGUGAAGAUAUUAGAGCCUGAUUACUCGGCUUUAUCUGGAAUAGAAACCCUCUUUAAGAGUUGCCUUCUUUCGGUUUCACCAAACAAAAAACUAAUGAUGCACUGA